CAGCAAAAGGAAGAUAGAGUGUUCCUCAAUACAUCCUUCUCCAAUUUCGACACCCUAAAUUUUCACUCUUUCAAUUCUUCUCGGACCCAAAUUCGGUUUCCGAUCAUAAUCCCACCGAUCAAGUUCUAUCUCUUUUUAUUUAAAAUCAAAUUUUAAUUUAAAAUUUAAUAGAAAAAUGGUGUCGGCAAAUAGGGAGAUGGUGGUGUACUGCUUCGACACUCUGAUGGCGCAUUACAACAACGAGGAGGCUCCUCCUCCCGCCUUCGAUGAGGGCCAACAUCCACUGUUCGUGACCUGGAAGAAAGUGAUCAAUGGUGGGGAACCUCGUUUACGUGGAUGCAUAGGCACUUUGGAAGCUCGCUGCAUAGUUAAUGGCUUCAGGGACUAUGCUUUAACAAGUGCCCUCAGGGAUCGACGAUUCCCCCCAAUACAAGCUAAAGAACUGCCUUCCUUAGAAUGUACAGUUUCCAUUCUGACUAAUUAUGAAACUGCUCGUGACUACCUUGACUGGGAGGUUGGGAAGCAUGGGAUAAUAAUUGAAUUUACUGAUCCUGACUACAAUACAAGGCGAAGCGCCACCUACUUGCCUGAGGUUGCUGCUCAUGAAGGGUGGACAACUGUUGAAGCAAUUGAUUCAUUGAUAAGAAAGGCAGGCUAUAGUGGCACCAUCACCGGACAACUGCGAAAGAGCAUCCAGCUCACGCGUUACCAAAGUACACUGUUUACCAUGCCAUACAGCGAAUAUGCUGCCUAUGUGAAGACAACUAGAGGCAUUGCUCCGACUAUUAAUGGGGCAAAACCAUGAUAUGUUUUGUUAACUUCAUUCAAACUAUUGUACCGAUAGGAAGGUAAUUUAUUUAACAAAAUGCCCAAUGAUUUUUAUCCUUCCUAUCUUUCUAUAUUUCUUGCCAACUUGAAGAAGGGUUUCUGUAAUGUAUAAUCUGCCCUCUGCAGUGUUGUAAAAUUUGCUUCUGUAAUACUCCGUCCUCCCACUUGAAGUGACUUGUUUUUUUUUU
Molecule: messenger RNA, 1016 nt
Organism: Salvia splendens (bonfire salvia)
Lineage: Eukaryota; Viridiplantae; Streptophyta; Magnoliopsida; Lamiales; Lamiaceae
Exons: 5
Coding region: 176-805 (209 amino acids)
Source: RefSeq, a predicted model, not a curated record